AUGCACACAAACCGGGUGCCCUUGCUUUACCUUUUUCUCAGCUCUGAUGUCACUCUGUCAGUGCUACCAGACGAUAUGACAUCCGAAAGGACCAUUCAGUUAGGCUGGAGCGAUAAGUCACUAAAAUUUGUCAGAAAGUUAAUAGCUGCAAAGCCAACAACCAUCAGGCGAUCAUUGCUGUUCUCCAAACUUCCAGGUUGCCUUCGAAAGUCUCCAAGAACUCUUCCAGGAUGUGAAUAUGAGCACUUUUCUGACCAUGUACUGUGUGUUUGUCAAGGUCAGAGUCCUUUUUGCAAUGAUCACAUCUUCAUUCGAACUGUUCUCCGACGAAAUGUAACGUGUCGAAUGUGUAGUGAACGAGAUCCGAACUGCCAUCACAAAUGUCAAGGACAGUGGUGUCACGAAGACAGUACAACUGGAGCAUCAGGAUGUGGUUUCGGACCUCCGUCUCUUCCGUUUUUCUACGAAGGACCUGAGCUUCUCUACUAUAGAAAUAAACUCUGCGUAACGAUUUCACGAGGGGCUGGAAAACCUCAUAAACACUGCAUUUGCAAUACGAAUAUGUGCAACGGGUUCAUUAAGCCACUACUGCGUUAUCCUGUAUUUCCACUGACAAGAGACAGUUCACUGCGGUCAAGAUCUUUAGCACUUAGCUCGUCCGAUCCACUGUUACCAUAUAGGAGUUGCGUGAGUUGUGAAGUAAAUUCACACGACGGUGCUACCGUAACCUCAUCAUGUAAACAAAACAGAUGUGUUGGCCACUUCUGCACCUACGCCUCUCAACGCCAUCUGAGUCAUGGAAUGGGAAGGAGUACUACGGUUCAAACUGUCACCGAAAAACAAGGAUGUAUUAAUGUUACGGACAGUUCACUGGUUCAGCUAGGUUGUUCUCGAAAAUGGAUGCACAACGAGUACGAAGAGGUGCUGUGUGCAUGUGAAUCGGACAACUGUAACACGGACGAAAUCACCGCGGAUGCUGCCAGCUUCUCCGUCACACCACUCGCACCGCUUCUUGCUGUGUUGUUCUACAACUCCGUGGGACACUUCUAA
Angiostrongylus costaricensis is the source of this 1050-nucleotide messenger RNA. NCBI's taxonomy places the organism in Eukaryota, Metazoa, Nematoda, Chromadorea, Rhabditida, Metastrongylidae. The record is from the annotation of a GenBank genome assembly.